CCCGGAGUCCGCCGCCCUGUUCUCGAAAUUGCGUAGCUUCUCCAUUGGCAGCGGGCCCAACUCGCCGCAGCGCGUCGUCUCCAAUCUCCGCGGAUUCCUCACCCAUCGCCUCAGCAACAUCACACCGAGCGACACAGGUUGUUCACUGGCAUGCAUACACCUCCAACAACUACAACAACCACACCAAAACAUGUAAAACCACACAGCAACAACAUCAAAGGCAGCGGCAAACAACAAGAAAAACACCACAGUUAACCACAAGCAACGAUAAACCACCUCGAAAGGAGCAAAGAAAGCGGAAACGGAAGCGGCCAUAUUUGUAUUUCCGGCAGUAAAAACAUGACAGCCCCUCAGAUCGGCGCAUAAAAAGCUUUAAGGCAACAGAGAAGAGUACAAAAGAAAGGAAAAAUAGAGAGAGAGAAAUCCAGGAGAAACUGGUCCAGAACUUUGUACACCUCAGCGAUUAUCAAGUUAAUCAACCAAAAUGGCCUCAUUCCAAAUACCUGUUAUCAACCUCGAAGUGCGCGAGGUCAAGGAGAUCGUGUGGGAGAAGAUCCAGGAGCCGGUGAACCAGCGUCGUUUGAUCCUGGUGAUCGUAUCGAUAGCCCUGCUGCUGGACAACAUGCUGUAUAUGGUGAUAGUGCCCAUUAUACCCGACUAUCUAAGGGAGAUUGGCAGCUUCGACGAUGGGCCCACGCCGCCACCUUUGAGGGAUAACAUUACAGGGAAGAUCAUACCCAUGCAUCAUGAUCACCACGGUCAGGACUCGGCCACGGGCAUUCUGUUCGCCUCCAAAGCCAUUGUACAGCUGAUGGUGAAUCCCUUCUCGGGCGGCCUCAUCGAUAAGAUCGGCUACGACUUACCCAUGAUGAUUGGCCUGACCAUCAUGUUCUUCUCCACGGCCGUCUUUGCCUGCGGCAGCAGCUACAGCGUCCUGUUCUUUGCCCGGUCUCUCCAGGGAGCUGGUUCCGCCUUCGCGGACACCGCCGGAUUGGCCAUGAUAGCCGAUCGGUUCACGGAGGAGAACGAGCGAUCCCAGGCUUUGGGCAUUGCGCUGGCCUUCAUCAGCUUUGGCUGCCUGGUGGCGCCACCUUUCGGCGGUGCCCUCUACCAGUUUGCCGGCAAGGAGGUGCCCUUCCUGAUCCUGGCACUGGUCUGCCUGCUGGAUGGCCUGAUGCUGCUCCUGGUGAUGAAGCCCAUCAAGGAAGCCUUUAAGCAGAGCAAGGAGGUGCAGGACCAGGUGAUACCCAUCUGGCGCCUGCUCAUGGAUCCCUACAUUGCCGUCUGUGCUGGCGCACUGACCAUGUCCAAUGUGGCGCUGGCCUUCCUGGAGCCCACCAUCUCGCUGUGGAUGGAGGACAAUAUGACCACGGAAAACUGGAAGAUUGGCAUGGUGUGGUUGCCCGCCUUCUUUCCGCACGUGCUGGGCGUGGUCAUCACGGUGAAGAUGGCCCGGAAGUAUCCACAGCACCAGUGGCUAAUGGCCGCCGGAGGAUUGGCCCUGGAGGGCUUAUCCUGCUUUGUCAUACCCUUCUGCAGUGGCUACAAGAUGCUUAUGCUGCCCAUCUGUGUGAUCUGCUUUGGAAUCGCCCUGAUCGACACGGCUCUACUGCCCACACUGGGUUAUCUGGUGGAUGUGCGUUACGUAUCGGUUUAUGGCAGUAUUUAUGCCAUAGCUGAUAUAUCCUAUUCGAUUGCCUAUGCCGUGGGCCCCAUUAUCGCUGGAGGAGUGGUGGAAGCCAUUGGAUUCACGGCCCUCAACUUCUUGAUAGCCUUCUCCAACCUGGCCUAUGUGCCCGUGCUGCGAAAGCUCCGGAACAUUUACGAUUUCAAGCCCUUCGAGAACGAGGCCAACAUCCUGAUGCAGGACCCGCCCAACAAGGAGUACCAGACCUACGUGAUGCACGACCAGAAGCCCGUGGAGGGCGGUGUCAAGAAUCAUCUGGAGUACGGGCAGCAGUAUCAGCAGGAGCAGGAGACCAAUCUGGAUGAACAGCAGUACGAGUACCAGCAGCAGCAGGGAUACCAACAGGCUGGGGGCUAUCAGCAGGACCAGGGCUACCAGCCCGGUUACCAGGAGCAGGGCGGCAGCUACGCCCCCCAGGGACAGCCUCGCGUGGCCAAUCCCUUCCAGCAACAGCAGCAGCAACAACAACAGCAGGCCCAGAGCAGAGGUCCUGCCGGUCCGGCGAAUCCCUUUAGGCAAGGAUUUUAAACUGUUGCCCAUGCCCAAAGGCAAAACCGAAACCCUAGUUUUAAACCGUGUUCUUUUCAUUUUUUGUUGAACCCUCUCUAAACUCGACACAAAACACAUAUACAUAUAUUUAGCAUAGACAUAUAGGCAAGUGGUACGUACACUAUAACGAGCAUAACAUGCAGAUAGUUAAUACAGCAGCUAGUUAAUGCACCGCACCAAGUUUUGUAUCAUACACGAAUGUUGAAGCAACUACGAUCAGUGAUGGGAUAGGCAGGAUUUGGGUUUAGCUGGGUGUUUAAAAA
Messenger RNA from Drosophila subpulchrella, 2499 nucleotides. RefSeq names its product vesicular acetylcholine transporter (gene VAChT). The transcript is spliced from 2 exons. NCBI's taxonomy places the organism in Eukaryota, Metazoa, Arthropoda, Insecta, Diptera, Drosophilidae. The record is from RefSeq and is a predicted model, not a curated record. Gene Ontology annotation, molecular function: xenobiotic transmembrane transporter activity; acetylcholine transmembrane transporter activity. Gene Ontology annotation, cellular component: terminal bouton; AP-2 adaptor complex; membrane. Bases 485 to 2215 code for a protein of 576 amino acids. Gene Ontology annotation, biological process: transmembrane transport; xenobiotic transport; chemical synaptic transmission.